Anisakis simplex (herring worm) is the source of this 249-nucleotide messenger RNA. Lineage: Eukaryota; Metazoa; Nematoda; Chromadorea; Rhabditida; Anisakidae. The record is from the annotation of a GenBank genome assembly.
AUGGGUCAACAGGAUAUGAGUGCAAUCAUGGAUUAUAUUGAUAAGCUGGAAUAUGAGGAUAAAGUCGACUAUUCAUUCUUGUAUCAAAAAUUACGAAACGCUGCCAGUGCGGCCAAACUGAACAUCAAUGCACCGUUUGACUGGGAGGAAGAGGGCACGACCACUGAGGAUCGUACAAGCUCUGCCACAUCCUCAACCAUGCCAACAAUGCCAGCAAAACCAAAAAGUAAACGAAAAACGAAGAAAUAA